Molecule: messenger RNA, 1611 nt
Organism: Centropristis striata (black sea bass)
Lineage: Eukaryota; Metazoa; Chordata; Actinopteri; Perciformes; Serranidae
Gene: slc2a11l
Product: solute carrier family 2 member 11, like
Biological process (GO): monosaccharide transmembrane transport
Cellular component (GO): membrane
Molecular function (GO): hexose transmembrane transporter activity
Source: RefSeq, a predicted model, not a curated record
AUGAACCAAAACGAAGAUGUUUUAACUUAUUCACUUGAGGCAAUCCAGUCUUCUGCCAGAGAACCAGGGCCUCAGACUGCGUGCUGGAGGUCAAGGUCUGAUGAGGCGACUGAUGAAGCGAACAUCAUCUUUAAAGGACAGAGAAGCAGUUCUAAGGUGCCCAAACUGGACACUCUGGGCCUGGAGAUCCUAUCCAUGAAGAUCAUGAGCUGCAGCCUCCCACUGACAGGACAGGACAGGACAGCUGUCACCAGCUCCUUCCUGGAGCUAGAAUGUCCUCUUCUAAUCGCUGUCAUCUUAUUCUCUGGUAUUGGCUGGACAUUUCCAUUUUGUAUAUCUGUUAUGGCUUCCCCUUCUGCUUUCAUAAGGGAGCUGGUGAACACAACAUGUGUGCAGAGGUAGUGGCAGGUUCCUCUCAUCUGGUCCUUCACUGUGUCUGUUUUCUGCAUCGGGGGGUUGCUGGGCUCGCUUGUGUCCUCUUGGUUGGUCAUAGACUUCCACAGAAAGAAAACCCUUUUCAUAGGGAAUUGUGUGUUUAUAACUGGAGCUGUGUUGAUGGUCCUGAGCCAAACAGCUGUGUCUUUUGAGAUGAUCAUCGUGGCAUGGUUUCUCUAUGGCUUCGGCUCAGGACUCAAUGAUGUAGCUCACACCAUGUACCUUGUUGAAUGUGCCCCCAAGAGGCUGCGAGCGAUGAUGGGCGUGUCCACCGCUACCUUCCUUUCCUUGGGGAAGUUCACUGGUCAGCUGCUGGGGAUCAGUGAGUUGCUUGGCACACGGGAGAGGUUGCCCUGGCUGCUUGGUUUCAGUGGUUUUACAGCGUUACUGCAGCUCCUCGUCCUGCCUCUCCUGCCAGAGUCUCCCAGCUUCCUCUUGUUGUUCAAAGGGGACCAACAGGUCUGUGAAAAAGCUCUCAAGAAGCUAUGGGGUAAGAAGGACUACAGCAGAGAUUUGGAGGGGUUGUUGAAGGAGAAAGCUGUCUUGCAGAACUUUCACAGUUACUCAGUGAUUGAGUUGAUUCAGAACAAAGACGUCCGUUGGCAGUCGACCUCCAACAUCAUUAUCUAUAUGUGGCGUUGGUGGUUUACAGCCCUGUCAGUAGGGGGUGCUGCAGGCCCCUCAGCACCCCCUACUGCCAGCAUCUCUUUGCAAGUUUAUGUGUGGUUGGAGCUCCCCCCUCUGUUCUACUGCUGUAAAUGUGCUUUGAUGUUGCAGUUCAUGAUUGUUGAGUACACAGGCAAGAAAGUCCUGCUGUUCAGAGGAUACAUGGCAAUGGCUGCAACACUGAUCCUCCUCACCAUCACUGUGUGCCUACAAAAUCAGGUUUCCUGGUUGCUGUACUGCAGCAUGAUCCUUGUUUUCAUCUUCAUCACUCUUUUUGCUGGUGGACCAGAUGGCGUAUCACCUACUUUUCCAUCGGAAAUAUUAAGUCUUUCAUACAGAUCAGCCUCAUUCACAAUCCUCUGCUCUUUCAACUGGAGUUGCAUGUUUUUGAUGGUGAAACUGCAUCACUUUAUUUUUCUCAUAUUCAUGUUUUUGGAAACCAAAAAGAGACUAAAUUGUGAUAAUUUUCUCAUCAAGUAUCAUGAAGAAGAAGUCAUGUUAUCACAAUGA